Molecule: messenger RNA, 6677 nt
Organism: Dromaius novaehollandiae (emu)
Lineage: Eukaryota; Metazoa; Chordata; Aves; Casuariiformes; Dromaiidae
Product: phospholipid-transporting ATPase ABCA1-like
Exons: 52
Coding region: 1-6621 (2206 amino acids)
Biological process (GO): phospholipid efflux; transmembrane transport
Cellular component (GO): intracellular membrane-bounded organelle; membrane
Molecular function (GO): phosphatidylcholine floppase activity; ATP hydrolysis activity; phosphatidylserine floppase activity
Source: RefSeq, a predicted model, not a curated record
AUGUGUCACUUCCCAAACAAAGCCAUGCCUUCAGCAGGAACCUUGCCUUGGAUACAGGGCAUUAUUUGCAAUGCCAACAACCCUUGCUUCCGCUACCCAACUCCUGGGGAAUCCCCUGGUGUCAUCGGAAACUUCAAUGCCUCUAUAAUCAGCAGGUCAGCAGCAGAAUUCAGGAGACUGCUGUUUUAUACUGAGCAGGAGACAGGAAUGAAAGACAUAGAGAAACUGGAGCAAGUUAUCAAGAAGACGGAGCCAAGCUCUUCACACUUGAAACUUCGUGAUUUCCUGGUUGACAAUGAGACGUUCUCAGACUUCCUCCAUCAUAAUGUGUCUAUGCCACCAUUUGCAGUAGACAAGCUACUGAACGCUGAGGUCAACCUCCAACAGGUCAUUGUGUCUGGCUACCGAAUGCAAGUGCAAGAUCUCUGCAAUGCCUCAAUGCUCUCUGAAUUUUUUACAAUCCAAAACCAGUCAGUGGCUACAGACUAUGAAGCCUUCAUUUGCACUGUAUCAAAGGAAAAACUCCAUGCAGCAGAAUGGGCCUUCCAUUCUAACCUGGACCCUAUGAAGCCCCUCCAGACACGAGUCUCUUUCAAUUCCUCCUUGUGGGUUCUGUCAGAAACCAUAGAGACUUUAACAGAGAGCCUUGGGAAGCUUGUUAAAGAGUUCCUGAGCAUGAAGAGCUGGAGUGACAUGAGGCAAGAGGUGAUGUUCCUGACCAAUGUGAAUGCCUCAAGCUCCUCUACACAGAUUUACCAGGCUGUGUCACGCAUUGUGUGUGGCCAUCCUGAAGGUGGAGGGCUCAAAAUCAAGUCCCUCAACUGGUAUGAGGACAAUAACUACAAAGCGCUCUUCAGAGACAACAGCACUGAAGAUGACAUAACCAACUUCUACGAUAACUCCACAACACCCUACUGCAACGAGCUGAUGAAGAACUUGGAAUCCAGCCCACUUUCCCGAAUUAUUUGGAGGGCUCUGAAACCCUUGCUGAUUGGGAAGAUCUUGUACACUCCCAACGCACCAGCCAUAAGGAAUGUUAUAUUUGAGGUGAACAGGACGUUCCAGGAGCUGGGUGUGUUUCGUGACCUCAGAGGUAUGUGGGAGGAGAUAAGCCCAAAGAUUUGGACAUUUAUGGAAAGCAGCCAGGAAAUGGAUCUGAUUCGGACACUGCUGAAAAGCAAAGGUCUCCAGGACCUGAGCUUGCCUACUUCAAACUGGACAGUGGAGGAUGUUGCCCGUUUCCUGUCAAAGCACCUGGAGGAGUUUAAGACAGCAAAUGGCUCAGUGUAUACCUGGGUGGAUGCCUUCAAUGAGACAGACUGGGCUAUUCAGACCAUCUCCCGCUUCAUGGAGUGUGUCAAUCUGGACAAACUGGAGCCUGUGGCCACAGAAGUACAGCUUAUAAACAAGUCCUUGGAGCUGCUGGGUGAAAGGAGAUUCUGGGCUGGCAUCAUUUUCACUGAAAUCACUCCAAACAGCAUAGACCUCCCUCAUCACAUCAAAUACAAAAUACGCAUGGACAUAGAUAAUGUGGAAAGGACCAACAAGAUCAAGGAUGGGUACUGGGACCCCGGUCCCCGGGCUGACCCCUUUGAGGACAUGCGCUAUGUUUGGGGAGGCUUUGCUUACCUGCAGGACAUGGUGGAACAGGCGAUCAUCAGGGUGCAGACAGGCACAGAGAAGACAACAGGGGUUUAUGUGCAGCAGAUGCCCUACCCAUGUUAUGUGGAUGACAUAUUUCUGCGUGUCAUGAGCCACUCAAUGCCCCUCUUCAUGACUCUGGCCUGGAUCUACUCAGUGGCUGUGAUAAUCAAGGACAUUGUGUAUGAGAAGGAAGCCCGGCUGAAGGAAACGAUGAGGAUUAUGGGAUUAGACAAUGGCAUCCUAUGGCUGAGCUGGUUCAUUAGCAGCCUCAUCCCUCUCCUGAUGAGCGCAGCCCUGCUGGUGCUGAUCCUCAGGAUGGGGAAACUGCUGCCUUACAGUGAUCCUAGCGUGGUGUUUGUUUUCCUCUCAAUCUUUGCCGUUGUGACCAUCCUCCAGUGCUUCCUCAUCAGCACUGCAUUCUCCAGGGCCAACCUGGCGGCUGCCUGCGGGGGCAUUGUCUAUUUCAUGCUGUACCUACCUUAUGCGCUGUGUGUUGCCUGGCAGGACCAUGUCAGCUUCUCGCUCAAGAUCUUCGCGAGCCUGCUGUCUCCAGUAGCCUUUGGCUUUGGCUGUGAGUACUUUGCACUGUUUGAGGAGCAGGGAGUUGGUGUUCAGUGGGACAACUUCUUUGAGAGGCCUCUGGAAGAAGAUGGCUUCAGCAUCACCACAUCUGCCAUCAUGAUGAUGUUUGAUACCUUCCUAUAUGGGGUCAUGACCUGGUACAUUGAGUCCAUCUUCCCAGGCCAAUAUGGCAUUCCAAGACCCUGGUACUUCCCCUUCACAAAGUCAUACUGGUUUGGUGAGGAAUCACAGGACAGGCAGCACCCUCACCCUGACCAGAAGGGGCCUUCAGAAGUCUGCAAGGAGGAGGAGCCCACGCAUCUGCGCCUUGGGGUUUCCAUCCAGAACCUGGUCAAGGUUUAUAGUGAUGACAAGAAAGUUGCUGUAGAUGGUCUCACACUGAACUUCUAUGAAGGGCAGAUCACCUCCUUUCUGGGACAUAAUGGAGCUGGGAAAACCACUGCCAUGUCCAUCUUGACUGGCUUGUUUCCUCCAACCUCAGGUACAGCCUUCAUCUUGGGCAAAGAUAUCCGUUCUGAGCUUAGCACCAUUAGGCAGAACCUUGGUGUCUGUCCACAGCACAAUGUGCUGUUUGACUUGCUGACUGUGGAAGAGCACAUCUGGUUCUAUGCUCGUCUCAAAGGGCUGUCAGAAAAGAAGGUGAAAGAGGAAAUGGAGCAGAUGGCAAUGGAUGUUAGUUUGCCUCUCAAACUCAAAGCUAGAACAAGCAAACUCUCUGGUGGCAUGCAGAGGAAGCUCUCAGUAGCCUUGGCCUUUGUUGGUGGCUCCAAGGUUGUCAUUCUGGAUGAGCCCACAGCUGGGGUGGAUCCUUAUUCUCGCAGAGGGAUAUGGGAACUGCUGCUGAAGUAUCGACAAGGCCGCACGAUCAUUCUCUCCACGCAUCACAUGGAUGAGGCAGACAUUCUUGGGGAUCGGAUUGCCAUUAUUUCUCAUGGCAAGCUGUGCUGUGUUGGUUCCUCUCUAUUCCUGAAGAACCAGCUAGGAACAGGCUAUUAUUUGACCCUGGUCAAGAAGGAUGUGGAUUCCUCUCUGAGCUCCUACCGGAACAGCAGCAGCACAGUGUCUUAUCUGAAAAAGGAUGACAGUGUCUCUCAGAGCAGCUCUGAUGCUGGCCUUGGCAGUGACCAUGAAAGCAACACCUUAAUAGAUGUUUCUGCAAUUUCUAACCUCAUUAUGAAACAUGUUCCUGAGGCCAGGCUGGUGGAGGAUAUUGGCCAUGAGUUAACCUACGUCUUGCCAUACGAAGCUGCUAGAGAGGGAGCUUUUGUGGAGCUGUUCCAUGAAAUUGAUGACCGCCUUUCUGAUCUCAGCAUUUCCAGCUAUGGCAUCUCCGAAACCACCCUGGAGGAAAUCUUCCUCAAGGUGGCUGAUGACAGUGGUGUGGAUGCAGAAACCUCAGAUGGGACACUACCAGCCAGAAGGAAUAGGCAUGUGUUUGGAGACAGACAGAGCUGCCUUCACCCAUUCACAGAAGAUGAUGCUUUUGACCCUAAUGAUUCAGAGACAGAUCCAGAAUCCAGAGAGACAGACCACUUCAGCAGGAUGGAUGGGAAAGGCUCCUACCAGAUGAAAGGCUGGAAGCUCAUCCAGCAGCAGUUCAUGGCUCUGUUGUGGAAGAGGCUGCUUAUUGCUAAGCGAAGGAAGAAGGGCUUCUUUGCUCAGAUUGUGUUGCCAGCCAUAUUUGUGUGUAUUGCUCUCAUGUUCAGCCUGAUCAUUCCUCCCUUUGGGAAGUACCCCAGCCUGGAAUUACAACCCUGGAUGUAUGAUGAGCAGUACACUUUUAUCAGCAAUGAUGCUCCAGAUGAUGCAGGCACUCAGAAACUUUUGUCUGCACUUCUAAAUGAGCCUGGCUUUGGGACACGCUGUAUGCAGGGAUACUCCAUCCCAGACACUCCUUGCACUGUUGGGCAGAAGGAAUGGACCACUUCCUCAGUCCCAGACUCAAUCCUGGACAUCUUGAAAGGCAACUGGAGCAUGGAGAACCCUUCCCUGUCUUGUGAGUGCAGCGAUGAGAAGAUCAAGAAGAUGCUGCCUGUGUGUCCCCCUGGUGCAGGUGGGAUGCCACCCCCACAGAGAGAGCAAGACACUGCUGACAUCCUCCAGAACCUGACAGGCCGCAAUAUAUCAGACUAUCUAGUGAAGACCUAUGCACAGAUCAUUGGGAAAAGCUUAAAGAAUAAGAUCUGGGUGAAUGAGUUCAGGUAUAGCGGCUUUUCCCUGGGAGCCAGCAGUUCCCUCAUGCUUCCUCCUAGCCACAAAGUCACUGAUGCCAUCAAGCAAGUGAAGAAAGUCUUGGAGCUAGCACAGGGGGGUCCUGGAGAUCGGUUUCUCAACAGCUUGGCAAGCUUCAUGAAAGGCCUGGAUACAAAGAACAAUGUGAAGGUGUGGUUUAACAACAAGGGCUGGCAUGCCAUUGUCUCCUUCCUGAAUGUGAUAAACAAUGCCAUCCUUCGGGCCAACCUGCAGCAGGGCAAGAACCCCAGUGUUUAUGGCAUCACUGCCUUCAAUCACCCACUCAACCUCACCAAGCAGCAGAUCUCUGAAGUGGCACUAAUGACCACCUCCGUGGAUGUCUUAGUCUCCAUCUGUGUGAUCUUUGCCAUGUCCUUCAUCCCUGCCAGCUUCGUGGUCUUCCUCAUCCAGGAGCGGGUCAGCAAGGCCAAACACUUACAGUUCAUCAGUGGUGUGAAGCCUGUGAUCUACUGGCUGGCCAACUUUGUCUGGGAUAUGUGUAACUAUGUUGUUCCAGCCACGCUAGUUGUUGUCAUCUUCAUCUGCUUCCAGCAGAAGUCCUAUGUGUCCUCCUCCAACCUGCCUGUGCUGGCCCUUCUUCUGCUUCUCUAUGGGUGGUCUAUCACCCCUCUCAUGUAUCCAGCAUCCUUUGUGUUCAAAAUCUCCAGCACUGCAUACGUCGUGCUGACCAGUGUGAACCUCUUCAUUGGCAUCAAUGGUAGUGUGGCUACCUUUGUCCUGGAGCUCUUCACCAACAACAAGCUGAACAACAUCAAUGACAUUCUGAAGUCUCUCUUCCUCAUCUUCCCCCACUUCUGCCUUGGGCGGGGACUCAUUGACAUGGUGAAAAACCAGGCUGUGGCUGAUGCUCUGGAGAGGUUUGGGGAGAAUCAUUUUGUGUCCCCUCUGUCAUGGGAUUUGGUGGGGCGGAACCUCUUUGCCAUGGCAGUGGAGGGUGUAGUCUUCUUCCUCAUCACUGUGCUCAUCCAGUACAGGUUCUUCAUCAAGCCCAGGCCUGUCUAUGCCAAGUUGCCCCCUGUGAAUGAUGAAGAUGAGGAUGUAAACGGAGAGAGACAGAGGAUAAUCAGUGGAGGAGGACAAAGUGAUAAUUUGGAAAUCAAAGAACUAACCAAGAUUUACAGAAGGAAGCAAAAGCCAGCAGUUGAUAGGAUCUGUGUUGGAAUUCCCCCUGGAGAAUGCUUUGGCCUCCUGGGAGUGAAUGGUGCUGGCAAGUCAUCUACUUUCAAGAUGCUAACUGGUGAUACAGAUGUGACAGGGGGAGAAGCUUUCCUCAAAGGAAACAGUAUCUUGUCCAACAUCCAAGAAGUCCAUCAGAACAUGGGCUACUGCCUGCAGUUUGAUGCUGCUAAUGAACUGCUGACAGGGCGAGAACAUCUGGAGUUCUUUGCACUCUUGAGAGGUGUUCCAGAGAAAGAAGUCUGCAAGGUUGGCGAAUGGGCAAUCCGGAAACUGGGCCUUGUCAAAUAUGGAGAAAAAUGUGUGGGGAGCUACAGUGGAGGGAACAGACGCAAGCUCUCUACAGCUAUUGCUCUUAUUGGGGGUCCACCUGUGGUGUUCCUGGAUGAGCCAACAACAGGAAUGGAUCCCAAAGCACGUCGUUUCCUAUGGAACUGUGCUCUGAGUGUCAUCAAGGAGGGGAGAUCAGUGGUUCUCACAUCUCACAGCAUGGAAGAAUGUGAAGCCCUGUGCACUCGUAUGGCAGUAAUGGUCAAUGGGCGGUUCAGGUGUCUGGGCAGUGUCCAGCAUUUAAAGAACAGGUUUGGAGAUGGCUAUACCAUAGUGGUGCGAAUUGCAGGGGCAAACCCAGACCUGAAGCCAGUUGAGGAAUUCUUUGGGCUUGCCUUCCCUGGAAGUGUCCUGAAGGAAAAGCAUCGAAAUAUGUUGCAGUACCAGCUUCCCUCUUCACCAUCUUCCCUGGCCAGAAUAUUUAGCAUCCUCUCCCAGAACAAAAAGAGACUCCACAUUGAAGACUAUUCUGUUUCUCAGACUACACUUGACCAAGUAUUUAUAAAUUUUGCUAAGGACCAAAGUGAUGAUGACCACACUAAGGACCUGUCACUGCACAAAAAACGGACUGUUGUGGACAUUGCAAUCCUUAAUUCCUUUCUGCAAGAUGGGAAGGUGAAAGAAAGUUGUGUGUGAGUCAACUUCAGCAAAGAAAUGAUGAGCAGAAUGCAAACUUCCUUUGCCUGAGAUAG